UCGAACAGCACCCGAACUGAGUGGAAGAAAAACCCCAGGUUCCAAAAACGUUUUGCCCUUUUCUUCUUCUCCCUCCUUCCACUCUUCAAAUAGUGAUUGUAGUACAGAAUCAACCAAAACCUUUCUUCUUCCUCUCUCAUUCGAACAAAGAAGACAGAUCGAAGGCCCCUUUCUUCUUCCGCUCUGCAAUCGAUUGACAAAUAUGAAGAACAUGGUGUAUAGAGUGGUUCAUUUGAAGUGGAUCUUCUAAGCUAUGGAGGGAUGAUGCUAUUUCCUUUUUCAUGCUCUCUAGAGCAAAAGUUCCUCUCAAGCAUAAAUCCAGUGAUCCACAAUCUCAAAGGUGUCAAGAGCCGAAGACGUCGCUGCCAGUGUCCGCCCGAUCUGCACUCUCUUCCCCAAUUCUCAAGCUUGAUAAGUACUCUCAGACCAGUUUCUUUUACAUUCGAGGCUUCAAGCUCUCACCUCGCAGAAAGAGGGGAGGGAAAGAGUUUGUGUGUGUGUGUGUGUGUUUGUGUGUGGGCAUGGAGACGGGUAUUGUGGUUGUGGAGAAAGUCUGUGGGAAAUCAACAGUCACACGAUGCUUCUCAAAGUAUCCACUCAAAUUCAUCGUACCCAAUAAGGUGGGCUGCUCAAAAACUGAUUCUGUUUGGAUUUACAGCCUCACCUAUGGUGGUGGCAUAGUCUCUGGAGAUUCUAUUUCAUGUAAAUUGACCGUUGGAGACGGUUGCACGGCAGCGUUAACUACUCAGGCUUCCACAAAGGUGUACAAAGCAGUGGGAUCGAAGUGCUCCGAACAAUUUUUGGAGGUGAGAAUUGGGAGCAAUGCUCUUCUGGCCGUCAUUCCCGACCCUGUAACAUGCUUUGCGACAGCAAGGUACUCUCAGAAGCAAGUCUUUAGAGUGGCUUCAGAUUCUAGCUUGGUCAUUGUUGAUUGGAUUACCAGUGGUCGUUUUGCAAGUGGUGAAAAAUGGGAUUUUGGACUGUACAAGAGCACCAAUCAAAUCUUCUUGGAAGACGAUCAGCCUUUAUUUCUGGAUUCGGUAUUACUAGAGGCAGGAAGUAUUACCAGCAUCGCUGAACGAAUGCAGGAUUACCAAGUCAUAGCAAUGAUCAUAUUCUUGGGUCCCAAGUUGAAGCCUAUUCAAGAUGAAAUACAAGAUGACGUGAAGAGAAUGAUGUCUGAUAGCUUUAGGGUCCCUUCCUCUACCUCACAGAACUAUAUGAAAGUAAAUUCUGGUCUGGCUCCAGAAAAACCACCAUUUAUUGCUUCUUGCAGUGCCUUUGGUCCAAAGGAUAGCUCAGCAAAGACAUCGGCUGCAGAAUUUGAUACCCUGUAAACAUGUGAGGAACAUACUGCAAUUCUGUACUCUUCUUUUGUAGACCUUGUACUGUAAUUGUAGAAUCACAUUCAAUUUCUAACAUCUGAAAACCUAGCUGCAAUGCAAGUAAAAUGACAUCAAAUACUGCUCUCUUCACAUACAAAUUCUGCUUAAAUUGUUGUGAAGUCUUUCUAUCCUUUGCCUUGUUUGGGAAUCUCUUUCCUUCUUUCACUUCAUCCUAGUGUUAACUAUGAUUGAUUUGAUGACUGUGGAUUAGAUUUUCAUCUUGUUUAGUACUUGUAAUUCAAUUCUUUCGAAGGUGCUUGAUCCUUUCCAUGGCUUUAAUCCAUCACAAUACAAAUUAGGAUAGCUUAUCUUCAAGUCAAACCAAGUACA
Molecule: messenger RNA, 1715 nt
Organism: Macadamia integrifolia
Lineage: Eukaryota; Viridiplantae; Streptophyta; Magnoliopsida; Proteales; Proteaceae
Product: urease accessory protein D
Exons: 9
Coding region: 282-1337 (351 amino acids)
Molecular function (GO): nickel cation binding
Source: RefSeq, a predicted model, not a curated record